Molecule: messenger RNA, 1772 nt
Organism: Marchantia polymorpha subsp. ruderalis
Lineage: Eukaryota; Viridiplantae; Streptophyta; Marchantiopsida; Marchantiales; Marchantiaceae
Source: the annotation of a GenBank genome assembly
UUCCGCCAUUCCGGAGGUAGUUGAAGCUCAUUGACAUCGUUGACUAUGUUUCUUCUACUUGAGCACCACACUCACCAAACAAAUCAUGGUGCAAAUCUCCAGUGAUCAAUCGUCCAAAAUGAUCCUGGCGCAAUGAGAAACUUUAGCUGCUGAUCUACUCCACUGUCCUGCUCUUUAGCUCGAGAGGACCGUGGGCCUUUGGGAGCUGGACUUUGGUGAAACCUCACUGCACUGAGCUGGAGAGAGCGAGCGAGAGAGUGUGUGCUCUGUACGAGCAGCAGUUGGGCUUGUUGCUGUUGAGGAGCUUGGUGUAAUUAUGGGACCGCUCAGUAGUUCUCUGGAAGAAGCCAUCUUCCAAUUUUCUCUCGUUCUGCUGUGUCUGCUGAACGGAAGCUUGAGAGAUUUGAAAUGCGAUGGAGGAUGAAAGUUUUUCGAACUAUCUGAUUUGGAGCGAUGGAGAGUACUCGGAGGUUCCAGCGAUGCAAGAUCCUGGAUCGAUGGGUUGGAAAUUUCCUGCCAAUCAUCACUCCAUGGAUUUUAAUCCCCUCGGGCUUUGGAGUGUUUUCAGCGUUGCUGCAGGGCUGUGCUGACAACUCUCUACAUGAUGUAGUUCUCUUCGUAGUACUUCCUGUUGGAGUGUGGUUUAUAAUUUCUCAGCUCUGUGGUAAGAAGAUUCUUGGGCCAACAUCUGCGCCUUCAUCAGUAGCCGCGCUGAUCGCCACCAUGUUUGCAACAUAUUUUUGGAGAGUAUCUUCUGUUAUGAACAAGUUUUUCAGUGUGACAUUUGGUGUACUUUGCAUAUUCCUUGCAACCAUGUUCUGGAGAAUGAUCAAGAGCAAUCCAGGUCGGUUGGUACCUGAUAUAUCUCUUGCAAGUGUACCGUAUUAUCCCAGUCGUUCUUACGGUGACAAGAACGAAAAUUUCCAAGUUCUGGAUGUUCCACGUGCAGUUCAGUGUCGUGGAUCUGUGCGGGCAUUGGCCACUUCAAACGCAUACAUGGAGGGGAUUCCAUUAUUGAGAUCAAAACAUUGUAAAUACUGUAAUGUACCAGUUGAGCGUUAUGAUCAUCACUGCCCAGCCAUCUACAAUUGCGUUGGGCGUAGAAACCAUGUUCUAUUUUUAAGUAUGAUGGCGACAUUUGUUAUCGCCGAAGCAUUAUAUUUGGAUGCAUGCUAUACCUAUUUACUGGCAGAUCCUGGUAUGUCUGGUUCGAAGACAAGGUUAGAUGGAGGUCUUGAAGAUAGCAUUGAAAACUGGGAGUGGACUUUAGCGCUUCAGAUCUUGCGGGGCAAGUCAUGGGUACUCGGCACCGCAGUCGUUGCCUUCAUACAGAUAUUGUGGCAGAUCCCUUUUAUUGGAUUUCACAUCUAUUGUGCGUGCAUCAACCUCACCACCGAUGAGUUGUUUCACUGGCAGACAUACGUUGAUUUACACGUUGAAACACCACCGGAACCAGGUCUACCUCGAGGGGGUAUAGAGUUUUUCAAUCCGUAUUGUAACGGGAUCAGAAACAAUCUUGCCAGUUUUCUGCGGUCAUGAUUGUGGUGUGGUUAUCGGAAAGAUUGAAACAAUUUUUGCGCUGGAAUAUAGAAUUCUGGUAGACACAUGCUUCGGGCAUAUUUAGUUUGAUUGGACGAUCUGGUUCCGGCUGAUCUAGAUUGACGAAGACUGUUUAGUGUAUGAUGUUUUCUCUGUAAGUUAAAUUCCAAGUACAUGAGUCCUGCUAUUGAAGGCAUAUUAUACAGAAUGGCCGGUGACAAUUGAGAACUGAC